AUCUAUCUAUCGAUAAGAGGCGAUUCUAACUUGUUUGCAGGAGAGGGUGAUGUCGCUGAGACCUGUAAAGGAGCCAGCACCAUGUGCUGGAGACCAUUGGAUGCUUUCUGCUAAAUUCAUCGCGCGGGAGGAAUGGUUCGUGGCCGGCGACAUCCACGUGCUCUCAUCUGCGAUGAUGGAUGAGAUCACGCAGUUCAAAGCUCACACGGGCUGGGUCGAAUCGCUGGCCAUUCACCCGAGUCGCCCGCUUGUGCUGUCGGCAUCCAACGACAGCUUAAUCAAGCUAUGGAACUGGGAGACUGACUGGUCAUGCAUUCAGAUAUUCGAAGCGCACUCACGCAAUGUGCAGCAAAUCAAGUUUAACCCGCUGGAAGGCAACACUUUCGCAAGUGCUUCAAAAGAUGGCACAACAAAGAUCUGGUGUUGUUCUUCUCCCGUUCCUAUCGCUACAUUGGACUGUGAUGGUGGGCUGAUAUGUGUUGAUUAUUUUUUCCCCGGUGGCGAUCGACAAUAUGUGGUUACCGGAUCCGAUAAUGGGGUUGCACAGAUUUGCGAUUUGCAGACAAAGAAAUGUAUCCAAGAACUCGAGGGACUCCAACGUAUGUCUGGCGUCAAUGUUGGUGUGAUCGAUGGCAUGCAAGGGCAUCCUGUUCUAAUAACAUCUUCAGAUGAAUAUGCUAUUUCUUUGCGCAACUACAACACCUAUGGGUAUGAGAGCACGAUGGACUUUAAGCUCGAUAGGGUCUGUGGUGGUUUUGCUUUCAUUAAGGCCAUAAAAAGCCUGGUGAUUGGAUUUGAAGAUGGAUUUGCAAUGGUGGAAAUGAAUUAAUUUGGCACUAAAGAUCAUGCUACUGUUGAAAGAAAAAUAGCGGCUGAAUAAAAGUGGUGCCAUGGAUGAUAUUGCAACAACGGGAAACUCAAGAAAUUGGUGCAGAGUCUAUGCAUGUUGUGUGCGCGCUAGACUGUUAUGCAUCUCUAUCAAAGACGUUAUAUUUUUGUUUCUACAAAAAAUGCUACCUUUAUUUGUACUGUACUGCCAAUCUGUGUUGUGUGCUUUGUGCUUUGUGACGGUCAUGACAUUCUCUGUUAGCAGCGAGCUAGAAGAGAUGAAAAGCAAGCAGUGUUACUAGUACACCAUGUUUGGUAUGUGGCAAUAUUUUGUUCUAAUCAAACAUUAUGUGCUAUAAAUAGGUUUGGUAUGGUUGUUUGUUUCACAAAAUAAAUAAACAUAUGGUGGACAUUCCAAAAUUCUGGCUACCUCCAAACGCAUAAUCACUUUCUUGGUGAACACCAAAAAAAUUGGUGGCGCGGUGUCUGGCUACUAUCCAAAUGGACCCUUAAUUUGACGGAUGACUUUCUCCCUAAAAUACCCGUAUACUUGGCGAUAAUCCUAUUUAUAAAGCUUUGAGUUGAUGAUGAGUUCACAUGUGGGACCAACAACCUUUAUCAAUAAACAAAUGCACCCUUACCCACAUUGAGAAUAGCAACUUUCCAUGAACAUAUAUAAACAAAUGUGUUUGUACUCACAUGUGAGACCAAAAACAAAUAAACAAUAUUAUUCAUGUGAGACUAACACUUAGGCACAAAUAACAAAUACAGAAAUGCAACUCCAACUCAAUGUAUGUUCUUGUUUUUUUUCAACCAAGUUAUUUCAGUUUUAUAUCACAGAACAAGAGAGUAAACAAAUUGAAAUUCCAAAACGGCGAAAGACCUUGUCCUCCUACCUGAUCCAUGACCUUGUGCAGUCAACUUACCAAUUCUAUUCUCAUAUGUUCCGGUAUUAAAAAUGUUGUGUCUGUGAAGGGCCGGCCAUGGUCACAAUUUGUUCGUGCGAGUAAUUUAAUUAUAUUGGGAAGUGAUUUUCUAGAUGAUAGAAAGCCAUCCUAAUCAAGCUUAGACAAUCAUCAUUGAAAGAAAAAAAGAAAAAUCAAGCUCAGCAAGUGAUUAGGAGGGUCAAGAUUUGAUCUGAGCUGAGGGUGACAUUGAUUAAUCAAGUAAACGACGUUGAGCCAGCUGCACGUUGACCUGACUA
Messenger RNA from Aegilops tauschii subsp. strangulata, 2032 nucleotides. Its product is annotated as coatomer subunit beta'-1. Lineage: Eukaryota; Viridiplantae; Streptophyta; Magnoliopsida; Poales; Poaceae. Gene Ontology annotation, cellular component: COPI vesicle coat. Gene Ontology annotation, molecular function: protein binding. The record is from RefSeq and is a predicted model, not a curated record. Gene Ontology annotation, biological process: endoplasmic reticulum to Golgi vesicle-mediated transport; intra-Golgi vesicle-mediated transport; intracellular protein transport.